GGAGAUGGGCACUGAUUUUCGGGGGAUGGAGCACCGACCUGGACGAGGAAGAGGUUCUCGGCAAGGCGCGUAAACUGGUGGCCGACUUAUCGCUGGACAUUGACCUGGGUAAGGCCUUCAUGCCGGGCAAACAAAAAGGGUUCCUGAUCGUGCCGCUGCAGCCGCGGACGGGAGAGGACCGUGCCAAGCUCCAGCGCCGGGCAAUCGCUUCAGUGCAAAUAAUCAGAAAGGUCGCCCUCCCUACCGGAGGCACAGACAAAUCAGGAAGACCAGCCAAGCUUCGGCUUGCUAUCAGCAAGUCCCCCGAGCAGCGUCGCCGAACACGGCAGAUGUCCAAGAGCAAACGCGCGGUCCUGGAGGGCGCUGACAAGAACGCUCGAAGCCUGGCAGUGCGUGCAGACUACAAAUCCGGCACGCUGUGGUUGGACGCGCGCAAGAUACCGAGAACCAGCGCGGCCACAUCGGCGUAUGGAUGGCUGGAUGUCGAAGCGGUGUCCGGCCACGGGUGA
Symbiodinium pilosum is the source of this 509-nucleotide messenger RNA. Lineage: Eukaryota; Dinophyceae; Suessiales; Symbiodiniaceae. The record is from the annotation of a GenBank genome assembly.